CUUCAGUGGGUUUGUCUUAACUUCCCGUAGUGAGAUGGCCGUGCAGUCCCCUGCUGGUUCCCGUGAAUUCCUAGCGAGUUCUGUGGACGGUCAGCAGGAGGCGAGACAACUCACCCCAGUCCUUCUCCACACCUACUGGUGAAAAAUAAAAACGCGUUGGAGAACUUUUCCAUGUAGCUGGGCAGCCUGGCUGCCUCCCUGCCUCCAGAUGAAUGAAGAGCACUCCGGAACACAGAGACACUGCUGAUACAGGGCAUGCAGGUGUUUCUGCAAAUAUGAUGAAGAAAAAGAACCCCAAUAAAAAACAUAAGAGUAAUCUGGGUCCGGCCACCAAAGUUUUGUCCCAACCUCGACGUAACAUUGUUGGCUGCAGGAUCCAACACAUCUGGAAGGAUGGGAGUGGACAUGUAGUAUGGAAAGGCACCGUACUCGACCAGGUGCCAGUGAAUCCUUCUCUCUAUCUGAUCAAGUAUGACGGCUUUGACUGCGUGUACGGUCUGGAGCUCCAUAAAGAUGAGAGAGUUCAGGGUCUGGAGGUGCUCCCUGACAGACUUGCGAAAUCCCGCCUGACAGAUAUCAGUCUCGCAGAUGCAAUGAUAGGCAAAGCGGUGGAACACAUGUUUGAGACGGAGGAGGGUCCAAAGGAGGAGUGGAGGGGGAUGGUGCUGGCCCGGGCUCCCAUCAUGACCACCUGGUUUUAUAUAACCUAUGAGAAAGAUCCUGUCCUUUACAUGUACCAGCUGCUGGACGACUUUAAAGAAGGCGACCUCCGCAUCAUGCCUGACUCUAAUGACAGUGUCCCAACAGAGAGGGAACCAGGUGAGGUGGUGGACAGUUUGGUGGGUAAACAGGUGGAGUACGCCAAAGAGGACGGAGGCAAACGAACAGGCAUGGUCAUCCACCAGGUGGAGGCCAAGCCGUCUGUCUACUUCAUCAAGUUUGACGACGACCACCUCAUUUACGUCUACGACUUGGUCAAAACUUCGUAAGACUUGGCCGAUAUCCCCAUCCCGUCAUCCUGUCAUCCCAUCUCCCAGGACAGAGUGGAUAAAAAAAAUGACACCCACAUCCUGAUCCAGUACAUGUUCUGCACACCCUUAAAGGCCUUGGGGGUGUUCUUUCCAUACUAUUUCAGUUCUACUUUGAAAAAGUCAGCAUUUCGGUCAUUAUGUAAUCCAAGCGUAUCACAACAUCAUAUAACUUGUCGUCGUACUCACGCAUCAGGCGCCGGUAAUAUCCCGUAACUCAAGCUCAAGAAAACAGACGCUUGUGUUAUCAUUUCAGAAUCUGGACAUGAGAGACAACCCAUGAUGUCCUUGACAAAAUAUUUGCACAAAGUAUUAGUAUUACCCUCACAGUUAUGGCCUUGAAAUCUUCAUUUAAGGUCACAUGCAGUAGAAUACAGAAAUCUAAAUGAUGCCAUACCAAGCCCUAAACAAUGUAAUGUAAUGUAUUUUAAUGACAUUAUUGACAAUUGACAAUAUACCAGACCUGCCAACAUGCAUUAGUACUCUUUGCUGCUCUGCCGGUACACAUUUUGUUUCAUUUGUCACUGAAAAUAUUGCAAGGUCAAUAGUGUGGCGUGCACCUCCAAAAAAAUCCUCGAGUUGCGGCGAUGCGGACCGUUGUGUUUGGUCAGCUUGUAGAAUAUCAUUUCCUGUUUCCUAUUUCCACCUCGGUGAAUGACUUUUCCUUCAGUUGUGGAUCAACAUUUUAAAAAAAUACUGAAAAAUACUGUCACAUUGGUUAAUCCAGCCGCAAUAACACGCCCCUUUUCUCUUUAAUUACCAUUGCUCACUCGCUUGAAGGAAGCUAACAAGCUAAAUAGACUAGAGUUACCCUGAUAAAGACCAAUUAAAGCACGGGUGUCCAAAGUAUAGCUUUGGAGCCACCAAAAAAAAACUUGCGAAAAUAAGAAAAAUACAGCAAAAUGUAACAAGAAGAAGCAUAUUCAAUGAGACACACAAGCAUCAGACUUGGUCGCCGUUACAACAGGUUUUAUAUUGCCGGUUUGAAUGAUCCGGCACGAUAAUCCCUAACGCGGGCCACUGUCGCUGCUGUAACCCUAGUAAAACGCUGUAAAACUCUAGGGCUCUAUAGGGGUGUUAGUCCAUGUCGAGAGGGCUCUAAUAAUGUUAGAAACCAUAUUUGUAAACAGGUUGCACUAUGCUCUAACAAUGAAAAUAUUCAAUUUAUGAAUAAGGAGUCCUAUAUCCCCUAUUAUAGUGCUCGCUUGAGGCGGUGUACUCAUAAAAUGUCUUCACGGUUGGCAGGGCUGAUUUACAAAUUUAGCAGAUUAUCAGUAAUAUAUACUGUAUAUACAGUCAAAAUAAUCAGAGUAAUUCUACCUUAAUUAGGCCUCUAUUUUGAAACACCCUUUGCACCUCUGUUUUAGCCCUUAAAGGGAACUGCACUUUUUAAAAAAAUUGUGCCCAUCAAUCGCAAUCCCAAUGUGAAACAUGAACAUCUGUGCAUUCCAGCGCGAGAAAACGAGUUUAUUUCAGCGAAUGUACAAUGCUGUCUUUGGGAAACACCUCUUUCGACUAUGAAUCCCUCUAAAAAAAAACAUCGAACAAUGUUGCGUGGUUUCAUAUACUACACGCUGAUGCCAACGUGGAAUAGUUGCAGUGUCGUAAACACGACCGAAACGUCUUUUCUCGGCGCAUUGAUACUAGGUAGCUAUGGUAACUAUGGUCAUUUACAGACGGAAGAGUGGAUACCGAGCUCUUAAUUUCACCACAAAGACUCCAAAAGAUGCUUGUUUGCUGAAAGUAUUUUUUACCUGAGGACUGAAGCACACGUCUUAUGUUGGAACACAAUGAGAGCGGAGAUUGUAAGUGUUGUCGCCGUUGUUGUUGUUCACAUAGCUAGCAUAACUUUGUGUAUCAAUCCGCCGAGAAAAUAAGUUUUGGCGGUGUUUUAAAUCAUCAAAAUACCUAAAAAUACUGCAACUAUUACUUGUUAUCAUUAAUGUAUAUCAUCAGUGUACGUGUUUAACGAAUGAUCACAGCGUGUAUAUCAAACGGUGCAACGUUGUUAAAGGUUUUAUUAAGAGGAAUUCAUAGUCGAAAUAGGUGUGAGCCAAUGACAGCAUUGUAAGCUAGCUGAAAUAAACACGUUUUCUGUUCAAAUGUACAGAAAAGGGAAAUCAAUAUUUGUUAAUGUUUCACAUAGGGAUUGUGAAUGAUGAGCAAAAUUCUCCCAAAAAGUGCUGUUCCCCUUUAAAAAGCUUUUCACUUCAUGAGGGUUGAUUGUAUGUACUACAUUUGCCAUCUAACGGUGAAACACUUGUUAUCAUCCGGAAUGACGAGUGUUUGGCAAACGUUUCUAUAAAAAUAUGACAGGGUGUUUUGUGCUUUAUUGUCAGAAAUGGGCUUUCAUUUGACUUGAAGGGAAGAUAAGACAAAAAACCACAAGGAAUGUGUAAGGCAUUCUAACUGCAGAUAAAACGGGACAAGGAAUUUAUGAAAGGCUGACGAUUGAUCAUAUUAAAACUGGAUAUCUCAACAACAGAGCGGGAUUUUGUACAGAAAAAGGCCUUGUAGUAAAAACUUCAUUCAAGAGUGCAAUGGAAACCUCAUCUUAAAACGUCUGCGGUUGAAAAAAAUUGGACUUUUUUCCUGCUUUUAUCAUUGCCAAAACCGCUUUUUGAUGUGGAUUUUUAUUUUAGGUGUUGCAGGUAGUGUUUGUUAUGAUUUGACUUAUGCCUUUACGUAUGCGUUCAUGUUGUACUUACAAUGAAGGAGUCUAACACCAGAAACAAAACAACACUUUGUCUUUGUGUAAUAGUUUGUGACUUCAAUUUCUGCGCUUCCUCCAGUUCAACUUGUUUGAAGACAGUUAUGCAUUUUUGCUGUUGAAAUUCAAGGCAAAGGCCAUUUUGUUGCUCCCACCAAGCGGGAAAGAAGAUAACACGGACUGUUCAUGUAAUGCCUUCAAUGAAAAUGGUGACCAGCCUGAUGUCUGUGUUGAAAGUUGACACGGAAGGGUUUCGUUUUCAGUUUCUUCGUGCCAUGGAUACAGUAGAUCAGGGGUGUCCAAAGUGCAUUUUUUAAAAAUGGGCACUCGUCUUGUGGGACUACAAUGUCUGUUGUCGUCUAAUCUGCAUAAUUGACUAUUACCUAUUUCUAUGUAAUUGUUUUGUCAUUUGUAAUGUCACAAACACAACUCCUGCUCGUUUUUGUGAUGUGACUUUGUUUCAGUGCUAUGAGAUGCAGAAAGUAUAAACAAGAAAAAUGUCACUGAUCCCUCCUGUUACAUCUUAUUAUUCUGUGCUAUGUUACACAGACACUCCCAAUAUAAAGUGUUUAUCAGUAAGGGCAAACAGGGUGAAAGUAUUGGAAUGUAUGGGAAACAUUGAGAGAUGUUGUUGGAAAUUAGUCUUGACACCACAUAAAGCUAAGAUGCAGAUUAGCUUCAAAUCGCUUAGCGUACUUGGAUUGUUCUGUACGGGUUUUGGACACCCCUGCAAGUGUAGCUGUAUUAUGCAUGAUACAAACUCAUCAAUCUGGAAAUGUUUCUUUUCGAACCAAAUUCCAGAUGUCUUUCAAUUUUGUAUUUGUAUUUCUGUCCACCAUUUUUUUGAGAGAUGAUCUUGUUCUAUAAUCCCAAAUAUGCUCGUAAUGUAUAGUGAAGAAUUGAAAAGGAAAAGCGAGGGAAGGAGUCGUUAUUGAAAGUCAAUCAGAUAGAUGGUGGAGGAAUGCAUGUGCAGAUGUAAAAACUUCAUUUUGUGGACUUCCUGUGAUGUAGAUAGUUGCCAAAGCAGAUAGACGACAGCCGUUAUUAUUAAUAACUGCGCAAAAAAGAAGCAGACUCCGAGACGUUUAUGUGUACGUAUAUAGUAUGAUCAUCUCAACACGCACUGUUUGAAUUGGUUAUGACACGUGACAUUGUGAAAACACAUUUUGGCAGCAAUGUUACAGUGGGUUCAUUUUGCAGUUACUGAUUAUCGUUGUUGAUGUCGGAAUGACAUGGGCUUUUUCUAUCAUCCUGCUUUGUAUUUUGUUUUUUGUAUGAUUAAAAUGGUAUGUUCAUUUUUA
Molecule: messenger RNA, 5039 nt
Organism: Doryrhamphus excisus (bluestripe pipefish)
Lineage: Eukaryota; Metazoa; Chordata; Actinopteri; Syngnathiformes; Syngnathidae
Gene: spina
Product: spindlin a
Biological process (GO): gamete generation
Source: RefSeq, a predicted model, not a curated record